Pelmatolapia mariae (spotted tilapia) is the source of this 808-nucleotide messenger RNA. Its product is annotated as H-2 class II histocompatibility antigen, A-U alpha chain-like. The transcript is spliced from 4 exons. NCBI's taxonomy places the organism in Eukaryota, Metazoa, Chordata, Actinopteri, Cichliformes, Cichlidae. The coding region runs from base 1 to 768 and encodes 255 amino acids. Gene Ontology annotation, biological process: antigen processing and presentation; immune response. Gene Ontology annotation, cellular component: membrane; MHC class II protein complex. The record is from RefSeq and is a predicted model, not a curated record.
AUGGCCACCUGCAGCUCACACAUGAGGCGCUCUGCUCUCGUAAUCCUGCUGCUCAACAGCUUCUGUGUCUUCUCUCAAAUUUCACAUGAAAUUACCUAUGUCGUGGCCUGCUUUGAUGAUGGAAGAACUGAGACACAGUAUGAAUUUGAUGCUGAGGAGCUUAUGUAUGUGGAUUUCGAGAGACAUGAAGUUGUAUACACGGUGCCCCGGUAUUUCAUAUUUAACCCAAGUGAAACAUUUCAGGAUUUGAAUGUAUAUAAAAAUGCAAAAAAAGCCAAGAGAACAUGUCCAGCACUUCUGUCAUACUGGACAGUAGAGGAGAAAAAUCCACCUGAAGAUAAAGACCCCCCUGAGAGCAUGCUUUACCCUGCAGAUGAAGUCGAGCUGGGAGUUGAAAACAGUCUGAUCUGCUUUGUGAAUGACUUUUAUCCACCUUCCAUCAAUGUCAGCUGGACCAAAAACGGCCAUCCAGUGUCUGAGGGGGUGUCGCUCAGUCGGUAUUUUCCCAAUAAAGAUCAAACCUUCCACCAGUUCUCAACUCUGGUGUUCACCCCGAGCGAGGGCGACAUUUACAGCUGCACCGUGGAGCACUCGGCACUGGAGACACCCCAAACAAGAAUCUGGGAAACAGAAAUAAUGAACAGCCAUGAAAGUCCUGGACUGGAUGUUUUCUGUGCAGUGGGCCUGACUCUGGGCCUGCUGGGAGUCGCAACAGGAACAUUUUUAAUUGUCAAAGGACUUGAAAACAAAAAAAUAUCUCAAUCUUAGAGAGAUUAUACAAAUGAAAAUCACACAAAUAAACAACAAA